Messenger RNA from Mauremys mutica (yellowpond turtle), 1882 nucleotides. RefSeq names its product ripply transcriptional repressor 3 (gene RIPPLY3). The record is from RefSeq and is a predicted model, not a curated record. Gene Ontology annotation, biological process: negative regulation of transcription by RNA polymerase II; embryonic pattern specification. The transcript is spliced from 4 exons. Bases 63 to 443 code for a protein of 126 amino acids. Gene Ontology annotation, cellular component: nucleus. Lineage: Eukaryota; Metazoa; Chordata; Testudines; Geoemydidae.
GAAAUGCCUAGAGAAGCAGCCAGCCAGGCACAGGAAGGCAAAACACCAGACAGGCAAGCACUAUGGAGGCUGCAGCUGCUAAAUUCUUGUUCCAGGCUACAGUGACUCAGAUCUGUCACUCUGCCAGAGAUAUCCAGCCAAGAGAGCAGCCAGAAAGCAACCCUACAUUAUGGAGACCCUGGAUUCUCACAGCAAGAGAUGCUGAACUGGGACGUCAAGGAAUGUCUGAACUGGACGGUGAUCAGAGAAAUUUUAGCUCAAAAGGAGCUUUGGGGUUUCAGCAUCCAGUGAGACUUUAUUUGCCCAAAUCUAAAUCCCAGAAGUUCCUACACAACAUUGGAAAGACGGUUCUGGCCAGUUUUCCAGUACAAGCCACAAUUCAUUUCUACAAUGAUGACUCUGAUUCUGAAGAUGACGAGGAAGGAAGGAAUUCAGCUUUAUAAUGAACAUACUCAGCCUCUGAGGACCAUGUAAAUCAAGAGACAAAAAAUGGCCUCUAAUGUGUUUACUAGCAAAAAUCAUAUAAACCAAAAAAACAGAUCUAAAGGUCAUGUGAGAAUCAUCUUCUUGCUGUCAUGUGAAAAAUAGUGGGGAGAUGCAAAUGGCAACAAACAUGGAAGGUUUGUUUUCUUUUUGGGGGGCUUACAGGAACAAAAGUCCUUAGAGCAGUUUUUAAAAUUUUAAGUUGCAGAGCUUUGUGUGGUCCCCAAACUCACUCUGGCUGGAGUAACAUCUGUAUUAUGACCGUUAAUGUCACGGUUACCAUUGCACUGUGCUCAGCACAAAUGCUAUUUUAUGUUGUGUUGGAAGAUAAAAAUAUAUGCCUGAUUAUGGGGAAAAUAUACACGCCCCCAACACCUCUCUAAAUUAGAUUUUUUUGGUGAGAUGUGUAAAUGAGAAACUCAUAUUCAUUGUCUCACUAUAUCAUCUGGGAUUCUGCCUGUAAACUGCUACAAGUUCUGCUCCCUAAGUAAUCAGAAAAGAGUCCUGCCAUUAAUCAGGAAAAGGUGCCAAAGCAUGAAUAAUAAAAUAUGAUUUAACAGUGAAUUAAAGGGUGUAUUAGAGAAUUUUAAACAACAACAACAAAAAAUGCUGAGGUAUAGCUAUAGAAGGACCUUAGAUGCAUGAAAAAUGUGCAGAAGAGAACAUUUAAGAAGGGUCCAAACUGCAAAAUUCAAAUCCUAUUCUAAACUUUUCUAAAAUGUAGUGGGUUUGAAGAUGGGAUUUUAGCAUAGCUUAUUACAAAUCAACUAUAAAGUUUAGAUUUAGAGCGGAACAUCCUCUAGUUUAUUUUGUGUUCAGAUGCAGGGUGACUAAGUUACUGCUUAGUCUUGCUAAUUGCUUUCAUAAGCCAUUUUAACAACAUUAUGCCAAGUUCACCUUUCUAAACGAAGCUUUUUAAAUCUGCUUCCUAUCACAGACUUUGACAUGUAGGCAGGGUUUUGAAAGGAUUCUUUAUUACACCCCUCCCCCACAAACUUCCAAAUUCAAAAUAUCUCUUUCUAGUUGUUCUCUAGUUUCUCACUUGUAGUGUUGGAAUAUUGCUGUUUGUCUUAUAAAUAUUUUGUACAGUUUCUAGAUGUAUGAAAAUAAUUAACUGCCGUCUUAUUUUGAGUACAGCUAUGAUUCUGCAAAGAUUUAUGCAUGUGCUUAACUUUAUGUAUGUGAAUAUUUCAGUUGAAAUCAGUGGGACUACUCUUGUCCCUAAAGUUAUGUGCUUGAAUAACUGCUUGCAGAAUUAGGGCAUAAGACAUUCCAUUGCAUUAAAUUAGAUUUAUUGGAACAAUAUCAAUUUAAUUUUUUAAAUUUUUUCUCUCCUUUGUAAAAACUUGUAUACAGAUUAGAAAAUAAAAUUUCUCACUUUUCAUUUGAGAAACAUUAA